Magnolia sinica is the source of this 2037-nucleotide messenger RNA. RefSeq lists its product as uncharacterized. NCBI's taxonomy places the organism in Eukaryota, Viridiplantae, Streptophyta, Magnoliopsida, Magnoliales, Magnoliaceae. The transcript has 5 exons. The record is from RefSeq and is a predicted model, not a curated record. The coding region runs from base 319 to 1221 and encodes 300 amino acids.
GCUACUGAGAAAAGCGAAGAAAAAGAGGAAUAAAAAAACCUAAUUUCCUCGGAUGAUGGCAGAUUUUCGAUCCGCACGCCUUGUUUUUCUCUCGUCGAACUUCUAUUCGAUGUGGUUUAGGGAUCGAAGCCUCUUCAAUCUCGCUCUCAGGCAAAGAUCCUGAAGUACGGUUCACAUCCCUGGUGAAUGAAGCUUUUUGUGGACUUCACUCUGAGACGAUGAGAUGCUGCAUCUUGUGCCAAGACAUUUAGCAGUAUGUAUAUUUUGGGUGGGAAGGUCCUCCGCAUGAUUUGAUCUUUACAGUUUGGGAUCUCUUCCAUGUCUUCUUUUGCGGAUCAAAUUGAGCGUGGGAACUCCACGCAGAGUGUUUUGAGUAGGGGAGGAUCUGAAAUGGGAAGCCGUUACAUUGUGGAGUCAGGUCUAUAUAUGACAUCAUUUGCUGCAACUGUCUUCGUUGCAGCACUUGUGACUGUUGGAGUUCUAUUGGUUACGUUGCUGAUCGCGUUAACCAUCAUGUUAGAAUCAUGUCAAAGUAAGAGCACAGGAGUCAUCGAGAUGCAGAAAGCAAGUGAUGAAUAUGAAUAUUGCAAGAUUUUUGCAUUGCAUGCAGAGCUGAAUGACUUACGAGCUGAUGAAUUUCCUACAGUUUGCAAGGCACUUGCUAUUCAGUACAUUAAAGAAGGUCAAUAUUCUCGUGAUCUGAAUUUGACCAUGCAAGUGGCAGAGAGCUACUUUGACACUUUGGCACCAAAUGACGAUGGUCUGGAUGUGGUAUUGAUAGACAUAGAUGAUAUUUUUCCAGCAAAUCUUCCUCAUUACAGCAAUGUGUUGCAGUACAGUGGUAAGCUGAUUGAGGAUGUGAAGCAUCCAAUGCACAUGUUUGUUUUGAGAUUACACAUGAAGCUCCAUGCUAGUGGCUGGUCUCUGAUCCUUUUCUCAAGGAUGCCUGAGAAGCAGCGGAAUGCCACCGUGGACCACCUCAUUUCUGCAGGAUAUAGAAGCUGGUCUUCUUUGAUUAUGAGAUCUGAUGAAGAACUGCCAAUGCAAAACUGGGAAUACAUCGCCAGCAGGAGGGUGAAGUUGCAUUACCAAGGCUUUCGCAUUGCGAGCGUGAUCAGCAGCCAGGUGGAUGCUCUCAUGGGUCCUUCUUUAGGAAAACGCAAUUUCAAGCUCCCGAAUCCGAUUUACUCCAAGAUAGGUCAGCAUAUCAAGGGUAUGUGAAUAUUAUGGGGUAUAGACCUGAAUCCCCACACCAGUGGCCCUAUUCUUGGUAUAUAGUUGAAAGCAAUUUGUUCUUGAUAAUAUAAACAAUCUUUCAUCUCACAAGGAAAUCGCUACCAUGUACAUGAAACUUGGAAGUAAUGGUUCUAUUAGCAGUUCUUGCUUGUUAUUACUGUUAUUAUUGAGAAAUGCUUUAGUGCUCUUAGAGCACUAUUAAGUCAUAGUGUUCCCAGUUGCAUUGCCACACUUAGUCCGAUCCAUUGAUCUAUACUAUUCAUGAGGUCCAACACUACCACGGAAACAUCAUGCUGAUCUGACAAAUAAAAUCCAUCUGGUCAUUGCCCUUAAAACAUUGACUAUCAAGAUCAUUUACACAAAAAAGGUCCAGUGAACAAUUCGAUCCAUCUAUUUGUUAGGGACUAUCGUGGAUUGCUUAUGAUUCUAAAGAAUAACUUUUGAUAGGCAAUCAUAACCAUCCCAUCCAUGGCUUGGAAAAAGGAUGGCUACAGAAAGUAAGGCCAAACUAAGGUUGGAUUAGAUCAUCCAAUCAGUGUUAUUUUGCAUCUAGCCUAUGAAAAGUAUUAUUAGCUUAAUGAACAGUUCAGAUCAAUUAAUUGGACUGUUCAAGUGAAGCAAAGCAACUAGGAGCACUAUAACUUUAGUGCUCUGAGAGCACAUGAGCAUUUCUCGUUAGUUUUUCCUCUAAAGCUAGUUUGUAAUAUACAUACGCAUGAAAAUUGCAUGCACUAUGUAUUGUAAUGAUUGUUUUUCCUGUUCUUUGGAAAGAAAAAUGCUAUUACAGAGCAGUUAUGUUUC